Messenger RNA from Apis dorsata (giant honeybee), 3288 nucleotides. RefSeq names its product 15-hydroxyprostaglandin dehydrogenase [NAD(+)]-like. Bases 2345 to 3262 code for a protein of 305 amino acids. The record is from RefSeq and is a predicted model, not a curated record. The transcript has 8 exons. Lineage: Eukaryota; Metazoa; Arthropoda; Insecta; Hymenoptera; Apidae. Gene Ontology annotation, cellular component: cytoplasm. Gene Ontology annotation, molecular function: oxidoreductase activity, acting on the CH-OH group of donors, NAD or NADP as acceptor.
UCCAACAAUUUGUAACGCGAUUUAAAACGUAAGAUUUUUUUUAUACGAUUAUUAAAAUCUAUAAAAAGAUUUACCUCGACUUAGACUGUCCAAUUCGCAAUAUGGAUGCAAGCAAUCAUACAUUUGGAUAUAUAUAUAUAUAUAUAUACAUAUAUAUUAGUAACGAAUAUUGAUUAGAUAUCAAUUUCAAAAUUAAAUCUCUAAACACUUUUGUAAAUUUUCUAUACUCUUUUUUAACUAUAAUACAAUCAAUGCGUAAGAUAUUUGGAAACGACAUUCAGUCCGUUUAAUAAAACAAAUAAAUAUCUUAAUUGUUCCGAAAAUAUAUCAAAAAAAAAAAAAAAACUGGAAAAAAUGCAUUCCAUCCAUAAGAUAAAAAUUUUCUACAUAUUUACAGAAACAAAUCGAUAAUCAUAAGAGGACGAGUAUUUUACUCGAGAACGAAUUGAUCCAAUUCAUUAUGAUGACUUCGUUCAUCGUUCGACGUAUACAAAUGAAACAUCCAUGAAUCAAAAUAUAAAUGCACAAAUUGUUUCGUGAUCAUUCGUAAAGACACUGAAAAAAGGAUAUUCUUUCAUUUUCAAAUCGAAUAUACAACGAAAAAGAAAGGAAAAAUGAUUGAAGAAACAAAAUCAAAAGAAUUAUCGAAGUUGAAGAUCGAAACAAUUUGUUCACAAGGUCACAAGUAAUAAUCGUAAUUUUUAUACGAACUUUUAAACUUGAGAAUGACCAAUGAAAAAUGAAAAAAACAUAGAUUUAGAUAUGCGAAAUCGAGGCCUAAAACUCUUCGAUGCACAAGUUAUAAUUAUUAUACAUUUUAAUCGUCCAUUCUUCGAUCGAACGUUCUUUAAUCUCUCGAAUCUGUUUCUUUUUUGGAGCAGAAAUUAAGAAUUAUAGGAACUAUGAAUAAAUAUUAUAUGUAAAUUAAUAUUUAUUACAAUUAAAAUAAUAUGAUGAAAAUAUACAUCAUAAACUUAGAUAUUAAUACCUUUUAAUAAAAUUAUAAUUAGACUCAUAGAGUUAACAAACUAGUCAAAAUGGCGAAUUUUUAAAUGAAUAUUAUUAGCCUUUAUUUAAAUAAAAAUAUGUAUAUUUAUCCAUUUUCAUCAUACUAUAUUAAUUUCGAUGUUUUGCAAUAUGAAAUAUUUAGAUACAAAUAAAAGGUCUCUAGUUUUAAUGUGAAUUAAGUGUAAUAGUUGAUAGAUUUUUCGAAGGAUUAUAAUCGUUCCUCGAAUAAUGUUACGAUCUAAAUAGAGAGGAUUUAAAGAACUUUCGAAUCGAAGAACAAUCGCACAUUUGAAUAUAACAUUGCGUAAUCUUAAUCGACAGCACAGUCGAUAGCUAGUGGAAAUUGUUGGUUUUGUUAUGAUUUGCUCGGAAUGUAUGUUGCAAGCCUAGCCAAUAAAAUGCAUAGCUUUUUUUAUAAAAAAUUGAGAAGAAAAAAAGUGAAGAAAAGUGUAUUACCUUAAUUAAUAUUAUUCUUUUGACAUUUUCAUUCAUUUCAUGUGGAGAAUCUUUUUAAUUAGGAUACUGAAUUAUUUAUUGAAAUAUCUUGCUAAAUAUUUAAUGUUUUUUUAUUUUAUUAUCGUUAUAAUAUUAAUAUAAUAUAAUAUUAAUAUAAAAAAUGAUCUUGAAAUUAAAAUAAAUUUAAUCUCUGGUUUUUAAUUUUAAUGUUAAUCUAUUUUUUUUUUUUUUUUUAAUAAAUGUGAUUUGAAUCUAUAAUCGUAAAAGAGGGAUUAAUAUUGCUUUUAAUUAUUAAUUUACAUUUUAUUAAUAUUAGCAUAUUGUUAUUGAAAAUCAACCAAUUCGCAUGUAAUUUAUUAUGAACAAGCGAAUAUAUUCUUUAUGAAUUGAGAGAAAAACGAAUGUCAACACGUGACGUUGACAAAUGCAAAAUGUAACUAUCCAACUUUCGGUCAAAAUUAUUUCUAAAUUCCCUGUUUAUUCAUUUAAUGUUGCAUUUGCCGUUCAUUUUCGUUUACUAUUACUUUUUUUCUUUCUUGUGUACAUGCUUUAUUACUUUAUAUUCAAAAAUUCAUAGUAUUAAUCACAAGGAAACAUUAUAUUUUCAAACAACAUGCUAUCACGAUACUUAACCUCAUUUUCCUUCAAACUCCUCAAUAAAAAUCCAAGGUAAUAUGAUAUUUUCGUUGCAUCCUUUUUUAUUUUCCGAAGAACGUAUUUAAUUCUAUGUUAGUUUUCCAUUUGAUCAUAAAAGUUUUGUUCUGUUCUGUCAUUUCAGUAGCCUGUGGAAAUGCAAACGGUGUCAAUUUCAUGUUAGUGUGGCGCGUCAGAAAAAGAAAAAAAGCAAAGUGCUGAGUUGUCCAAACCAAUUCUCGAGCCUAUGUGUAAAAACGCUAUAGUGCUUGGAGGAUCUGAUGGCUUUGGUUUUGCAGCGGCUGAUCAUCUCUUGCUCAAAGGAGCACGUACUGUCGUAAUAGCUGACCAUGAUCCUAAAGAAGGGAAAAUGGCAGUCGAAAGACUGUGCAGUUUUCAUGGAAAAAAUCGCUCAUACUACGCUCAUUAUAAUAUAAUGAGUGAUUGUCAUAGUCACAGUAGUUUACACGAUGCUCUUUGCAAACUCAAAGUGAUUCAUAUUAUUUUUAAUAAUAUUGAUAAAGAAAAGACAUCGAAUCCGAAGAUCGAAGAAAACACUGUACACAAAACGAUUCGAAUAGGCUUGGAACUUUUAGGGAAGGAUAAUGGUGGUUCUGGCGGAAUAAUAAUAAACUGUGCGAGUAUUUUCGGUUUCUUGGGAUGGCCUCAAGAUCCAUUCCCAAUUUAUUGCAACAAAGAACCUGCUAUAGAAGUCACCCGAUAUUUCGCGAAAAAGUAUAAUGUAGAAACAACUGGAGUUCGUUUAGUGGCACUUUGUCCAACGAAUAAACACUUUCGCGACAUAGGAUUGCCAAUUUUUCCAGAUCCUCUUCCAAACAAAACUAUGUGUGAAUUGCCAACUUGUAUUCCGCAUUCGAAAUAUCACAUAGGAACAGCUUUAAAUCAUUUAUUAGCGUGGGCAAAGAACGGAAGUGCGUGGUUGGUCGAACCUGCAAUCAGCGUCAAUCAAAUUCCUCAAUUACUUCAUUUUCCAGAGAAGGAAGGCGAAAAAGUUGACCCCAAAGUCUAUGAAACACAAUAUUGUACUGUGAAGAUUGAUCCACCUUGUGCCAAAGCUAAAGUAUGUACACCUACGAAAGAAGAAAUGUGCAUAAAGAAAGAAAAAAACGAUAAAAAAAAAAAGAAAAAGAAAGAAAAGAAAUGAAUCAUUCCUUUUUUUACAACGUAGAA